Messenger RNA from Dovyalis caffra, 927 nucleotides. NCBI's taxonomy places the organism in Eukaryota, Viridiplantae, Streptophyta, Magnoliopsida, Malpighiales, Salicaceae. The record is from the annotation of a GenBank genome assembly.
AUGCUUCUUUUUCAGACUCCAAAGAAGAAGAAGCUAAAUUCUGAGAAAAACAACAGAGUGACUAGUUGCAAAGCCACCAGCAUAGUUUCACUGGAAAACAAGAUCUCAAAGGAACAGCAGAUGAUGGAAGAGGCUAAUGGACAGCCACCGGUCACGACCAAUGUGGUAGACUCGGGAGUUGAAAGCUUAAAGCCCCAGGCAUUAACCAGAAGCAGAUCAGCAAGGCGAUCGCGAGACCUGGACCUCAACCCUGAAACUUUGUUGAAUCCCACGCCAUCAUAUACUGCACUUUUGCUGGAAGACAUUCAAAAUUUUCACCAGAAGAACACUCCUCCUCCCUUUUCGCUCCCAGCAUGUGUCACCAAGGCCUGCUCCAUUCUCGAAGCAGUCGCUGAUCUCAAUUCCACUACAAGCUCCAACCUUUCAUGUGGAUUCUCUGAUGAUAGAAGAAGCCCCCCAACAGUGGCUGCUGUUAAUCAUGUUGGGAAGAAACUACCCGAGGCAAAAGACCCAUUUGUAGAAUCUGAGGUACUUGGAAGCGAUGAUCUUAUGGAGCCAAGCUUUCACAAGUAUGUAACAAUGAGAAGAGGAGGUACGUUAUGUGGGGAAGACAUGGAUGGUCAAGAAUCCUCUGGCAGUAACAGCUUUGUAGGUGGCAGCCAACAGCAUUUAGGAUUUUCCACCUCUUCAUGGGAACCCAAUUCAGCUGAUUCAACUGAUCGCUGGAAUUCAAGAUCCAACAUGAGAGAUGACGAUGAGAAGAGUCCACUGGGAUUUCAAAAGCAUGGAUUAUCGGAAACAGGGCGUGAUGUGGAACAGGCCAGAAGGGCAUUCAGUGGCCAAAGGACUGGAAUUGGACGUGGGAGAUCUGGCACCAGUAAAAAUUUCCACGCAACUCCUCUCCUUGCAACUGCUGCUUCCACAUAA